Trichomonas vaginalis G3 is the source of this 456-nucleotide messenger RNA. RefSeq names its product ribosomal large subunit assembly. The transcript has a single exon. The record is from RefSeq and is a predicted model, not a curated record. Gene Ontology annotation, molecular function: RNA binding; structural constituent of ribosome. Gene Ontology annotation, cellular component: ribosome; cytosolic large ribosomal subunit. NCBI's taxonomy places the organism in Eukaryota, Parabasalia, Trichomonadida, Trichomonadidae. Gene Ontology annotation, biological process: ribosomal large subunit assembly; cytoplasmic translation. Bases 1 to 456 code for a protein of 151 amino acids.
AUGGCCGAGUUGCUUUUCAUUACUCCAAUAGAGAAGAAGAACGUUAAGAAACCAUCCUGGAGAGGUAUCCCACGUGUUUCUUUCACACGCCCAGCUGUCGCUGCUGAAGUUGAUCCACUCGUUAAGCCAGCAUGCGCUGCUAAGCCAGUUGAAACACGCCCAUCCCUCAAGGUUGGUACAGUUGUCAUCGUUGUUGGUGGCGAGCACCAGGGCAAGCGCGCUGUCGUCGUUGCUGACCAAGGCGCUGGUAUCGUUAAGAUUGCUGGUCCAGUUGUCCCAGUCAACGAAAUUUCUCAGGACUACCUCAUCGCUACAUCAACAUCAAUCGAAGUUGCUGCCAACGCUACAGAAGCUCAGGUUGAGGCCGCUGCUGCUAAGGUCCCAGAAAUGGUCGAGUACCUUAAGGCUCCAUUCACAAUCAAGAAGGGAGACCGCGUCCAUUUAAUGAAGUUCUAA